Messenger RNA from Lottia gigantea (owl limpet), 516 nucleotides. RefSeq lists its product as hypothetical. Lineage: Eukaryota; Metazoa; Mollusca; Gastropoda; Lottiidae. The transcript has a single exon. The record is from RefSeq and is a predicted model, not a curated record. The annotation marks the transcript as partial.
ACAUUAUAUUUCUCUCCGUGGUAUCUAGACACAGUGAAUUACAAAUAUAAAACAUUUCAUUUCUCUCGCUGGUAUUUAGACACAGUGAAUUACAAAUAUAAAACAAUUUAUUUCCCACCGUGGUAUCUAGACACACCAAAUUACAAAUAUAAAAUAUUUUAUCUCUCUCCGUGGUAUCUAGACACAGUAAAUUACAAAUAUAAAACAAUCUAUCUCUCUCCGUGGUAUCUAGACACAGUAAAUUACAAAUAUAAAACAUUUUAUCUCUCUCCGUGGUAUCUAGACACAGUAAAAUACAAAUAUAAAACAUUUUAUCUCUCUCCGUGGUAUCUAGACACAGUAAAAUACAAAUAUAAAACAUUUUAUUUCUCUCCGUGGUAUCUAGACACACCAAAUUACAAAUAUAAAACAUUUUAUCUCUCUCCGUGGUAUCUAGACACACCAAAUUACAAAUAUAAAACAUUUUAUCUCUCUCCGUGGUAUCUAGAAAGUAGAAACAGUGAAUUACAAAUAUAA